Molecule: messenger RNA, 630 nt
Organism: Sparassis crispa
Lineage: Eukaryota; Fungi; Basidiomycota; Agaricomycetes; Polyporales; Sparassidaceae
Exons: 5
Coding region: 1-630 (209 amino acids)
Source: RefSeq, a predicted model, not a curated record
AUGACGAAGGGUGCACUGACACUUGAUGAAUUUCUGUGGAAGAGGUUAUCGGAGUUGCUGAAGGAGGCUACUGGUUUUUAUAAUACUCAUAGGCACACUGCUCCAGUCGCUGACAUUGAACGCGAGAGAAUAAGAACACGCCUCCAGCAGCAGGCAUUGAAGGAAAAAUCCCUUAUGGCUCAACAUGUGAAUUUCACAUCGGCACCCCAUGCCGUGGAGCUGGACUAUAUUGUCACUGUUGUUGCCUGUGCGCUUCUGAAUCCCAUUCAUGUCAAUUGUUAUGUGAUGGACAAGGGAGUGCUGAAGAAGAAUGGCAAGCAGGACUGCCAAGGACCAAUGCUAGUCAUCUUAGAGCCUGCAGUUAUUCUGGACACGAACAAUAAGGUUCUUACAUGGUAUCUGCCAGGUAUCUUGGGACAAGCACGUAUAAACGACUACAAUGAUGCGACUUGUGAAAUAAACCAGUUACUUCAGAGAACAGUUUCACAAGGUGGAAACUUUCAGACAGAUGCAGAUCUGUUCAUUGCAGCCCCCGGUGGACGGUUCAACCCAGACUCUCUGGACAUCUCUGCUGGAUGGUUUGCACAAGGACAUAAUGUGAGUUUGGACAUCAAUGCCACAUUUAUAUGA